AAUUAAAAUUAAACCCACAAUCGAAAUAAAAAGAUUUCUCAUACGUAAGCAGAGACCACAGACACACACACUUUAUGCUUGGCUACAAGGCGUUGAAGCAGAGUGGCCGUGCUGUUAUGUUUAGCUCUCCUUAGUAUAGCAGCAAUAAACAGGAGAUUACGACCUGCGAUCCAGAUUACAAUUACUAACUUGUGUCCUAAUUAAUCAACCCGAUGGACAUCCAACCGAACAGACACGAGGGUUAUCUUCCUUUUCUCUUCUUCUUCUUCUUCUUUUGCGUGGGGAGCGAUUAACACGCGUGCGUCGCUGAUUGGCUCGCCAUGGCUAUAAAUCUCGAGGUCGGUUGCCCCUUGCUGUCCACUGCCUGAGAAGCCGAGACCACUACAAGCAGCAACUAGCUUAGCUAGCUAGCUACUGGUGAUCAGGCACGAGCUAGCCGGCCAUGGCGAGGCGUCGCCAUGCUUGCUUUCUUCUCCUGCUGCCUCUGCUGGUGCUGCAGCUUCUUCUUGCUGGGGGAAGCUUGGUUGAUGAUCUUCCUGCUGCAACUCAUCAGGUGCCGAGGUUAGUAGGGCCACAGCGCAAGUUACAGCAGCUUCCAAACCCAAGGCCACAGCCGCAACCAUUGCCCCAGCCAAACCCAAAUCCACAGCCACAACCACUCCCACAGCCACAGCCACAGCCACAACCACAACCACAACCUCUGCCACAACCGCAGCCGCAACCACAGCCUUUACCGCUACCAGGCCCACAACCAUUACCGCAACCCGGCCCGCAGCCGAACCCAAACCCCCAACCGUUACCACAGCCAAACCCAAAUCCCCAGCCUUUACCUCAGCCAGACCCGAACGCUCCGCCGUUGCCUCUGCCGCAGCCUAACCCAAACAACCCGCAACCUCUGCCGCAGCCAGACCCUAACGCGCCAUCACUACCUCUGCCGCAGCCAGACCCAAACGCGCCACCACUGCCUCUGCCACAACCUGAUCCGAACGCGCCACCACAACCUUUGCCGCAACCAGACCCAAACAACCCUCAACCUUUACCGCAACCUGACCCUAACGCACCACCACAGCCUUUGCCGCAACCAGACCCUAACUCGCCGCCACAGCCUUUGCCGCAACCAGACCCGAACACGCCUCCUGGCCAACAAAUUAAUGCAAAGAUAUCAUCACAGCCGGAUUCUAUUGGUGGAGCCAGAACUUUAUAUCCAUACGGUGUAAUAUACAAUCUCAUGCCAUUGUUUAGCCUAUUCUUCUAUAUGUUUUGAUAGUAAGGAGAGGCUUAUUGUUGUAAAUAAGCGUGCUGAGUUACCAUUUUUAGAUUGCAUGUAUAUACACAUUGCCAUGUUGAUAGGUUUGCUAUGUUAUCUUUUUUUUUUGUUUGAGAUGGAGGUUUGCUAUGUACUGCACUGGCUUGUACCCUGAUAUUUUUGUGUAUGUUAAUACACACCUAUUUACCUCUUUGUGUACA
Molecule: messenger RNA, 1467 nt
Organism: Oryza sativa Japonica Group (Japanese rice)
Lineage: Eukaryota; Viridiplantae; Streptophyta; Magnoliopsida; Poales; Poaceae
Source: RefSeq, a predicted model, not a curated record